AAAAGGCUUUUGUUUGGUUUGUGUUUUUCCCAUAGUGCCCCUUUCUUUUCCGUCGGCAGUUUAUUUUGUAGCCUUGUGAGGAACAAAUAAGAGGGGAAUUUGAAGGGCCCCUCUCACUCAAAGGUGUCAAGCACAUUUUUUUGUUUGUAUUUUGUGUUUGUGUAGCAAAGGGUGGUGUGGUGGUGCUUCUUGUGCUUGGUUGGUGGUGGGGUGCGCAGGAUAAGCGGCAAAGUAGGGUGAAGGUUAGGGAGAGAAAAGAAUCAGGGAACCCAUUUAAAAAAGGGGGAUAAAAAUUGUUCUUUUUAUUAACAACAACAACAACUCAUUAUAGUUUUAAGGCCAUUUAAUUGGUUCCUUUUGUGUCUCUCUGUGUGUUAUAAAUCCUUCAUGGUUUUUAGUGACCCUUUGGGUUGUAUUGUGAGUCUAGGAUACCCACUUUGAGAAUUCUCACAAAGUUGCAUGCUUUUGGAUUGGAAGGUUGUUGCAAUGGGGAAGGUUGUGUUGGUUUUGCUUUGCAUGUUGUUGGUGGUGCCUUUGGCUUGUUCUGGUUCAAGUCAGAAGCUUGAGGUUCAGAAGCACUUGAAGAGCUUGAAUAGGCCUCCUGUUAGGUCCAUCAAGAGUCCUGAUGGAGAUAUGAUUGACUGCAUCCAUGUCUCACACCAGCCGGCUUUUGAUCACCCUGACCUCAAAAAUCACAAGAUUCAGAUGAAACCAAAUUUCCAUCCAGAAGGGCACCCUUUUGGAGAAAGCAAAGUGUCUUCAAAUUCCAAGCCUAUUUCUCAGCUGUGGCACCAAAAUGGGAGAUGCCCUGAAGGAACAAUUCCUAUCAGAAGGACCACAAAGAAUGACAUAUUAAGGUCAAGCUCUAUUCAGCAAUUUGGAAAGAAGAAGCAAAAGAGCUUCCCUCAGCCAAAACCUGCAAAACCUCUACCUGACCUCAUUAGUCAGAGUGGCCACCAGCAUGCCAUAGUUUAUGUGGAGGGAGAUAAGUAUUAUGGAGCCAAGGCAACCAUAAACGUUUGGGACCCAAAAAUUCAACAACCCAAUGAAUUUAGCCUGUCUCAAAUGUGGAUUUUGGGUGGCUCUUUUGGUCAAGAUCUCAACAGCAUUGAGGCAGGUUGGCAGGUCAGCCCAGAUUUGUAUGGAGACAACAACACUAGACUCUUCACUUAUUGGACAAGUGAUGCAUAUCAAGCUACUGGUUGUUAUAAUCUCCUUUGCUCUGGCUUUAUUCAAAUUAACAGUGAUAUAGCACUGGGAGCAAGCAUCUCCCCACUUUCUAAGUAUGGUUCUUCCCAAUAUGAUAUCAGCAUCCUGGUCUGGAAGGACCCCAAAGAGGGUAACUGGUGGAUGCAAUUUGGGAAUGACCAUGUUAUGGGAUACUGGCCAGCUCCUCUCUUCUCGUACCUCACUGACAGCGCGUCAAUGAUUGAGUGGGGAGGAGAGGUUGUGAACUCCGAAUCCGAUGGCCAACACACCUCAACUCAGAUGGGAAGUGGCCAUUUCCCUGGGGAAGGUUUUGGCAAGGCUAGUUACUUCAAGAACAUUCAGAUUGUUGAUGGUGACAACAAGCUCAGAGCACCAAAAGACCUUGGCACUUACACUGAACAAGAUAGCUGCUACAAUGUGCAAACUGGCAGUGCUGGAGAUUGGGGUAACUACUUCUAUUAUGGUGGUCCUGGAAGAAACCCAAAUUGCCCUUGAACUUGAUCAUUCAUGUUAAGCAAAGAAAAGUACAAAAAAAAAAAAAGAAGAGAAGACUAGGUGUUAUUUUUAUCUAGUGUAGCUAUUUUGGUAACUUGUGGUGGUACCACUUAGUGUUCUGGUGUAUAAUGAAGCUCUCUAUAAGUCUCCAAAAAAAAUUGUUGGAGAGAAAGGGUGGUGGGUUUCUUAGAUUUACAAGAAACAAGUUUCUUCAUUGGUUUUUCCUGUUUAUAUAUAAUAUAUAUUUGUUGUUUUUGUUUGCUCCUCUCUCAGGAGCUGUGAAGGCUGAGGUGUGAAUGUGAACAGAAUAUUUUAUUAUGUGACAGGAGAGUCUGUAUUUUUUUUUUUUCUAUUUUACUGCCAUCUUUGAUUAGUGAAAAGCUGUCUUAAUAAGGACACAUUUGUUUAAGAUAUU
Messenger RNA from Cajanus cajan (pigeon pea), 2119 nucleotides. RefSeq names its product protein neprosin. Lineage: Eukaryota; Viridiplantae; Streptophyta; Magnoliopsida; Fabales; Fabaceae. The record is from RefSeq and is a predicted model, not a curated record.